UGUUUCUGUGCGCGAGCUAAUGGUUUGUGCGUGUGUGCGUGCACAUAUGGCCAUCACACGAGCUUUAGCUGGUGUUUGUACAGUUUCUUUGUCUGCCCCAGUGAUUAGCAGCGAUGCGCGGUUAAUACGAGCCAGUGAGCAACAGAACUAGCGGGACUCGUCCUUCCUCUCCUCGCGUCUCCUCUCCUCUCCUCCCGGUGUGAGAAGGCAAAAGAAUGAUCGCAUCGUUAUCUAAAGGAAAUUUACUCGAUGUGCUGCAGGAGGGAUUCAAUGAGCAACAACUGGUGGCAUAUGUGUCUUGGGUGAACGCUCAGCUGAGGAAAAAGCCAGGUCUAAAGCCUGUGAGUGACCUGCGGCAGGAUCUCCGAGACGGCGUGGUCCUCACACACCUUAUUGAGAUAGUGGCUGGCGAGCUCCUUGAGGGUAUUCACUAUUCACCAAAGGACAACCAAGAGAAGAGAGAAAAUGUGGAGAAGGUUUUGCAGUUUGUGUCCUCUAAGCGGAUACGCAUGCCCCAGACGUCUGCCAGAGACAUCGUGGACGGGAACCUCAAAUCUGCCAUGAGGCUCAUCCUGGCUCUAGCAGCACAUUUUAAGCCGUCUGCCUCAGCCAAUCACAGAGCAGGUGCAGCUUUGGGUAGAAACUCGACCAGCUCCUCAGCCAAUCACAGACCUCAUUCUACUAUGGCCAUGGCCCAGAAUGCAGCAGCGGCUUUAGCCGCUGCUCGAAAUGAUGCGUCUCGCUCAGGGCGGAGCGUUCAGCAGCUCAGACAGGACUGGCACAGGCGAGGCUCCAGUGCUGAUGAGGAGAUUGAGAACCCAUGCUGGAGUGUGCGGGCUUUGGUCCAGCAGUAUGAGGGAGGAAACGGUGUGGAUGAAACAGAGACCGGAGACCCAAGCUUAAGCUCCUCCAGUCCCAACCACACACCCAAAGAGCUCACCAGCCUCUCAGUGGACAAGGGACAGCUUUUGAGCAUCCAAUUAGGACACGCCAAAGAUAACAUGACAAGUGGCCCAGGAGCAGGCCAAGAGCAUGACGGGAAGUGUGUGAGUAACUUUGCCUGGGAGGACCAACUGUGGGAGCAGCAGGAGCAGUUAGAGAGAGAGAUGGUGGAGGCCAAGAGGAUGGUGUCCAGUCUACAGGCUUUGCUUCUCCACGGCUCUUUGCCGGAUGAUGAGCAGGAGGUUUCACUGAGCUUCGGAGAGGGAGUGGAAAAUGCUGAGCAACAACUGGUAAUACUGCGCAGUCGUCUUGACCAGAGUAUGGAGGAGAGUCUGGAGCUAAAGAAGGAGCUGUUGAGAUUCAAGCAGGAGGCUCGUAACCUACAAGGAGUUAAAGAUGCGCUUCAGCAGCGCAUGACCGUACAGGAGUCGGCUGUGCUGCAGCUCAAACAAGAGCUCCUGCGCACCAGCAUGAACCGCGAUGAACUAGCAGGACAAAACGAAGAGCUUCAUAAGAAACUUGAAGAGAGGAACAAGCUUUUAAGUGAAUAUAAGAAAGAGUUAGGACUGAAGGAUCGUCUGCUUCAGCAGCAGCAGUUCAAACUGGAUGAAGCUCUACGCAAGCUGACAGAAAGCAGCAGCCAACAAUCUGACCUGCAGAGGGAGCUGGAAUACAAGCAGAGGAUUCUUCAGGAGCUGAAUGAUCGUGAUGAGGAUGAGCUUCCUGGAUCUCCAAGCAGCAGCUACAAAAAUUCAGCAGCCCCAGAGCUCAGUACGGCACGAUCAUACAAAGGAACGGAGGAGCUACAGUUGGUGCGGGAUUCCCUGCGGAGUCUGAGGAACAGCUUUGGAGGCCAUGACCCCCAACACCACACACUGGACACACUGGAGCAGGGCAUGGCCAGCCUUAUGGACCGCCUAUACACACUGGAGUCACAGACCAGACAGCAAAAGAAGGCAAGGGCGAGGUCUCCAGGACACAAGGCCACUCAUUCAGACAGGGAUUCCUUGCCUUCUAGUACAAAAAUGGUCCACUCUCACAGCAGCCCCAUGCUUAAUUCCUCGUCUUUCACCAAAGUACUCUACUUCACAGACCGUUCGCUCACACCCUUCAUGAUCAAUAUCCCUAAGAGGUUGGGAGAAAUUACCCUUCGAGACUUUAAAGUGGCUAUAGAUCGAGAGGGCAGUUACCGGUACCAUUUCAAAGCUCUGGACCCUGAAUUUGGCACUGUGAAAGAGGAGGUGUUCAAGGAUGAGGCGGUGGUGCCUGGCUGGGAGGGCAAGAUCGUGGCGUGGGUGGAGGAGGAUCAUGGAGAGGGGAGGAUUUAACAGGAAGCCAAGAAAAUCCCCGCUGGGAUCAGAUGUGGUCGGAAGGACGAACCGUGCCAAUCUGUCAGAACAAUUGCGCUUGUGCUGGAUGUACAGAUGUUCAGAUCCCUCAAUCGGAAUUCUAAAAUCCUCCUGUUUUGUGUACCUCUGUACCUCUGUCUGUCAUUCUGUGAGUCUAGUAAAAGCAGGACAACAGAAGAGACACGCGGGGGUUAAUUAGAUGAGCAGAACGUGUUCCUGUUCAUCCUGUUCUCAAAACAGCUGUCUACAGAAAACCAGGCUCCUAGCCAACGAAUAAUCCGCGGAGCUUUUCUUUAAGGAGUUGCCAUGCUGCAGACGCCUGUAGUGUCAAAUUAAUGUUUCACUGUGACUGUAAGAAUUCUGUCUAGACUUUAAAAGAACGUCUCGUCUCGUCUCGUCUCGCGUCUUAUAUUUUAUAGAUGAACAACCAGAGAUUUGAUACUUUUUUUUUUCUUCUUCUUUUUGCAGUAGGAAAACGGUUUAUGAGCGGGUACGUGUGUAUUAUUAUGCCACGAAGAAUAAGUGAACAUAGAGAUGUAUACUGUACUACUACAUGGGUUUGUGUAGUUUUCCUGCCUUAAAUUGACAGAUGUUUGAAUCUAAACACAAUUCACGUUAUCGAGCUAAGAUUAUUGAUAUCUUUUGGCACUGUAGUAACAAGCUAAAGUGUUAAAUACACCAGCUGCCUACAGCGUAAAUCUCUGAAGGAAUUUUUCCUCCAUUAUGAUGUCAGCUAAACUGACCGAGUUAGAAGAUGUGUGAAGUUAAAGAUGUACGCUGCCUUCAGUGAAGGCCAGGCCCAUACCAGCGAUUUAACAAACUUAUCCUUUUUUCACCUUCUUUGUUAGUGAACUUUGUGAACUUUUCAUUUUCUCGACCAUUAUUAUUAUUAUUAGCAUUAUUUUAUUAUUAUUAUUUUUUU
Molecule: messenger RNA, 3213 nt
Organism: Clarias gariepinus (North African catfish)
Lineage: Eukaryota; Metazoa; Chordata; Actinopteri; Siluriformes; Clariidae
Gene: dixdc1b
Product: DIX domain containing 1b
Exons: 21
Coding region: 216-2270 (684 amino acids)
Biological process (GO): canonical Wnt signaling pathway
Cellular component (GO): cytosol
Molecular function (GO): protein binding
Source: RefSeq, a predicted model, not a curated record